AAGCAGAGUUGACGGCGCUGUGAAUCACUUUCACCGUGCUGCGUUCACGAGUAGCUGACUGUAGGAACUAGGGCUCGAUUCCAGUAUCGCUCUCAUUGUUGUGAGGGUUUAGAAUUUCCAUAAGGUUACAGGUGUACCGGUUGUGAUGGACCGCUGGAAGGGCAGAGUGGCUCUGGUGACCGGAGCCUCGGUCGGGAUUGGGGCGGCCAUAGCUAAGGAGCUAGUCCGGUCCGGUAUGAAAGUGAUGGGUUGUGCCAGGAACGUCGAAAAAAUACAGAAACUGGCAGCUGAGUGUCAAAGUGCAGGUUACAGUGGUGUUUUGGUGCCUUUCAAGUGUGACCUGAGUAACGAGGAGGAGAUUCUGUCCAUGUUCUCUGCCAUCAAAGCGCAGCACAGAGGUGUGGAUGUGUGCAUCAACAACGCUGGCCUGGCUCAUCCUGAGUCACUGUUAAAUGGCAAAACCAGUGGCUGGAAAAACAUGCUGGAUGUGAACGUUCUUGCAUUAUCUAUAUGCACACGUGAAGCUUAUCAGUCAAUGAAAGAAAGAAAUGUUGAUGACGGGCACAUCAUAAACAUUAACAGCAUGAGCGGACAUCGUGUCGUUCACAAGGCUGACAUACAUUUCUACAGCGCCAGCAAGUACGCUGUGACUGCCCUGACAGAGGGCCUAAGACAGGAGCUGCGUGAGGCAAACUCCCACAUCAGAGCCACAAGCAUUUCUCCUGGUGUAGUGGAGACAGAAUUUGCUCCACGUCUCUACAGAGACGAUGCUGAUAAAGCAUCUGCUUCAUACACUCAAUUUAAACCUUUGGAUGCAAUAGAUGUUGCAAAUUCAGUGACAUACGUCCUGAGUGCCCCUCCCCACGUGCAGAUUGGAGACAUUCAAAUGCGACCUGUGGAGCAGGUGUCUUAGUAUUGCACCACCUGACGUGUCUUUGCACCUUCUUCAUCGGAUUGAUUUACUACAUGUGUGAAAUAAAUUACAUUAUCUGAUCAUUGUAUUGUAAUUUUGCACUUUCAGAAUUAAAAUGUCUGAUUUGAAGAUGAAA
Micropterus dolomieu (smallmouth bass) is the source of this 1049-nucleotide messenger RNA. RefSeq names its product dehydrogenase/reductase SDR family member 11-like. Bases 146 to 913 code for a protein of 255 amino acids. NCBI's taxonomy places the organism in Eukaryota, Metazoa, Chordata, Actinopteri, Centrarchiformes, Centrarchidae. The record is from RefSeq and is a predicted model, not a curated record. The transcript has 7 exons. Gene Ontology annotation, molecular function: oxidoreductase activity.